GGUGCCUCUGAAGAAUACAGCGACGUAUCUCCAUUAAGGUAAGUGAUCUCAAUCAGGGGAAGUGAUAUAUCUUCAUGAGGAAACCUUUUUUCUCCCAAAAGCUUAUAUUUGACAUAAAAGGGGAAAUUUUAAUAUUAUUCUCUACAAUGAUUAUGUUCUAGAAAUUUAUUUUAAAAAACACGACACUUUGAAAACAAAAUUCAUGUUUAGUUGCACAGUUAAAUAUGAUUCAAUUUUUCACUGAGCUCAUUCGUUUCCUGACAAACUCCAAAAAAGAAAGGCUUCUGUGAUUUCUAUGCUUGGUUAUCUAAGAGAACGCUAUCUAGAUAAUAUUUUACAUGAAUAAAGCUGAUAAGGAAAUAAUGUUUUUACUUUCAAUGUAAAGUAUUCAAAUCUAUGGCCAUGUAUGACAGAUCAAGCAAGCACGCUCUGUCUCGUUCCUUUUCCUUUUCUCCCUUUUAUGCAUAUCUCAAUCGCUACCUAAUCUGUGCACUGAAAUGAUUUGAAAAGUCAUGUAUUACACCUUUAUUAGUUACAAAUGUGUGACGGGGUGGACUAAACUUUGUAUAUUUGAUCAAUAUCCCCACCCUGAUCUCUCCUGCUAUUGAUUUCCCACUGAAUAACGGUUUUAUUGAUCACCUUCUCAGUAACAAAUAAUCCAUUGUGGCUGUGUAUACCUAUGACAGUGCUCAUUUGUAGUUAUGAAUACACUGUUCACACUCUACUACAUUUAAGAUUUUAACAAAUCAUAAAAUCUUUGCUUCUUGUUUUCCUUAUCCUUACAUAUAAAUAAAUAUUUCAUUUACUUAUGUUCUUGUCCCCUGGCUGAACUGGUUGUAUGUCGCAAAAAUAGAGAAAUUUUAGAGGAAGCAAAUAUAACUCUAUAAACCCCACUAAUGUAUGACAUGAGAAGAUUUGCAGGGCCAAGAUUUGUUAUUUUGGUUCCAUUUUUGCCAUAAGCUAAAAUUGAUUUUUUUUUUUUUUUACAUGGUAAUUAUUGUAACUUCAAUUUUUUGUAGAAAAUGCCGGCAACCCCCCCCCCCCCCCCCCCAAAAUAACAGGGAUGGCACAUAAAGUUACAAGUUGUAGAGACAAAGUUAAAAUGAGAUUUUUAAAGUAAAACUAUGUCAUCUAAAUAAGUAUGUACAUUUAUAUUUUAAAAUAUAAAAGGGGUCCAUUUCCAUUAAUAAUUCAGUGUCAUUAUAUUAUAUAAUUACCAUUAAGGUUCCUCCAUCAAAGCUAAUGGUAAUAAUAAAUAAAUGAGCUGGUUGUGCUAAAUUUCUAACAGGAAUUAAUAAAAUUCUAUUAUUCACUUUUUUUUUUGAAAAUAUUUCUUUAUUAUUUCCCAUAUGUGCAAGUCAUGGUCUCUUAACUAAUGUCGCUGUUUUUUUUCUUAAAAAUAAUGCUUUAAAUUUAUGCCAACAUUAUUUUGCAGGUCAGUUUAAGAACAACUGGGAACUAACUGUGAUUUGGGCCAUAAAAUAUGCUAGAAGUAAAAAUAUGUCAAAUUUAGAUGAGGGAAGAAAAUGGCUUUAUUAAUUUUGAUAAUCACAUAGAUGAAAGGAAAAAGAAUAGAGGGGUGGAAUGGUAUUACUGUUGUUAUCCUAUUUUCCGUUCAAAGAUUUUAAAAAAAUUCUUACUUCAGUAUCUUCAAAAAAAACAAAAAAACUGACUGACAGAACUGCCUGAAAAUUAAGCGUUUAAAAGUUUUGACAAUGAUUCAAUUUGAUUUUGUGAAAAUUGUCUAUUUCAGUGAGAAAAUUCCUGGUGAUGAAGAAAAAACUGAAAACUUUAAUGAUGAAGAUGACUUAGAGCUUUUUGAAGACAACACAUCAGAAAGUAUGAUGUUGAUCUUAAGAUCAUUGAUAGGAAAUUGAGAUUAAAUCACACUUAGACCAACUAGAGAAAAUGAAUUAAAAAAUAUCAUCUAUGUAGAAUUUAAAAUUAGGCACGAUGGAGGUGUAAAUUUCAAUCAAGCUAAGAUUUAUAGGCCUAAAACAUGUUGUUUUUUAGAUCACUUAGAUUGGCUUAAAUGAGUAAUGUUUUGAGUAUACCGCUGGCUGCUUGCUAGCAAGACAUUGGUAAUUUUUUUUAGAUUAACGAAUACUGAAUUCCUUAUACAAAUAAAUUGCUUUUGUCACACUUCAGAGUGUUUUAAUUUUAAUGCAUAAGCAUUUUUAAAUAAUUUAAAAAAGCAAAAUUUCUCUAUUUAAAUUCUGGAAAAAACAUUCUAGAAAUAUGCUAAUUUAAAUAAAUACACGAAGCUAAUUUUAAAAGCUUGUAAAGCUUAUUUUCAAGGCUUGUUAUAGAAUAUAAUCUUGCAUCCAAAGUUGAUAAUUGCUUUUUUGAAAAACAUUUUUUUUCUUUUCAAGUUGGAUCAGAAACGUAUUCCAUUAACAGCACAGGAUCAUCUGGGCGUACAAGCGCUGGUUGCUCUGUACUUUCAGCUUCUUGUAAAAGUGUGACUGAGAGAAAUGAGUCACUGCAGUCCAACUCCUCUAGUACAGUUGUGUGUAGACCUCCAUUCACUUUCAGCAUAUUUCAUAACAUUCCACCUACUCUGAAUUUCGUUGCAGAAGGAGAAAAAAGUUUGUAUUAUUAACUAUUAGACUUCAACAAAUAAAUUAAAAACAAUUUGUCUGCCUGUCAACAUGUUAAUGGGCAAAUUUAUAAACUGCAAUAAAGUUUAUUUUAAUUCUUUCUAAUGAUGCAAGUCUUAAGACAUUAUCUCCUAAAAUAAAUUUGAAAAACAUAAACUAAAAGGAACCAAUCAGAAUAUUCCAUCAAGUUUCCAUUCAUGUAACUCUCAUUUACUUUGGGUGGUUAGCCUUUGUGGGAAGUCUAAUGAUGAAGAAAUGUUUGCAACAUGCAUUCAAGAUCUGUGUGGUCAAAUUUACAAUGCAUGUAAGGUGCUAUCGCAGGCUUGAUACUAUUGCAAGCAUUGAUGCUAUCACAGAAUUGAUUCCGCUUGAUGUUAGUGGCAUUUCAAAAUAGAUGGGAAAUUGCCUUGCUGUUGUAAACCAUGGUAUUCGACUGGAUAUUAGUAAAGACAUUGUUAUGCACUGGUUUCUCUUAUGAGAAAUUAAUCUCCUAUUUUAAAUUUAUGGCUCGUUCAAACAGUGGCUAACAAAGGACGAUAUCAUAGAAAAAUAAAAUAACAAAAGUACGAGACCCAAAACAGUACCAAUUACAAUUAAUAAGAUUUAAUUUAGUAAUAAUACAAUUACAAAACAAAAGAAAUAUCAUUACAAAUCAUCAACUUACAGUUUGGUAGAUCUUGUACCGGCACACAGUUAACACAGUUAGUACAAUGUGCCAAUGAAUAAUGAUGAAUAAUCAAUGCGAAUAAACACAUAUAAGUAAACAAAGAAUAAUACACGUCAACAAUAUCUAUUAAUCUCCGUCUCUCUCUGUGCCUGUCAAUCCCUUAUAUAUGUGGGUCUAACGAUGUGUCUAGAAAUGCCCUUACUUUUCUAAUACAAUCGAGAACGUUCCAUAAGAUACUAGUAGACAUACUAACCAUGUUUAAUUGGAAGUUGGUGGUAAACACGACACAUCAAACGAAUAGGCCACACACAUCUAUGAACAUAGCAUGUGCUAGGGGUCAAGCAAAGUUCAUGCAUGGGGAAAAAGUGUCAUACAUAACAACAUGAUUGUAUCUUCACGGGCUGAUGAUUUUGGAUUCAAUCCCAGCAACACCAAAAUAAAAAUGUCUUUAUAUAUAUAAAAAAAAUUACACCUGGACAGGGAUACAUUUAAACAAAAAUCCUUGAUCCACCACCCCCCCCCCUUUUUGUGUUGGUUUUUUGGUGUUGGUUUUUUUGUUUUGUUUUUUUUUGCCUUGUGACUACACCUAGUAAGGAUAAGCUUGUGGACACCAAAGGUAUGAAUAAUGUCCAAGUAGCUGAACCUUGCCAAGAGGAAGGGUACACACAAUAAUUGCUUUUCAAACAACCCAAUUAUGAUGCAGCAUUUCACUAGCAAUUUGAAGAAGAAACUUAAAAAAGGGACACUUAACGUAACAAUUGAUUCAAAGUUUGUCACAGCUUCAAGAUACUGUCUGCAAUAUUCUGUCUACAUGGAAAAGGGAUUUUUAAAAAAUGCAGACUGGCUUGAGGAAAAUGAAACCUGUGACUGAGGGGAGCAUUGCACGCCCACAAAGCUGUGCUUAGCAAUAACCAAAUAUGACAGCUCAUAGCAGAAAAUUCAGAUGAGAUUUCUUUCAAAACUUAACACUUAUAAUACUCCUGAUGAAUGUGAUUCAUUAUUAUUAUUAAGGUGGUUUAUAUAGCGCAGUACCCCAGCCUAGGGCUAGGCUCACUGCUGUACCCCAGCCUAGGGCGAGGCUCACUGCUGUACCCCACCCUAGGGCGAGGCUCACUGCGCUUCACAUAAAAAUUAGCGAUGACAGAAAAUUAUACAUUUAAAAACAACAAUUGGUAAAAAGCUUAAACUCCCCCACCCAAGUGCUAUCUAUCCAUGUCUAGCCAUGGUCAGCACCCAACCCAAGUGCUAUCAACCCCUGUCUAGCCAUGGACAGCACCCAACCCAAGUGCUAUCUACCCCUGUCUAGACAUGGUCAGCACCCAACCCAAGUGCUACCAACCCCUGUCUAGACAUGGUCAGCACCCAACCCAAGUGCUACCAACCCCUGUCUAGACAUGGACAGCACCCAACCCAAGUACUAUCUACCCCUUUCUAGACAUGGACAGCACCCAACCCAAGUACUAUCUACCCCUGUCUAGACAUGGACAGCACCCAACCCAAGUACUACCAACCCCUGUCUAGACAUGGACAGCACCCAACCCAAGUACUAUCUACCCCUGUCUAGCCAUGGUCAGCACCCAACCCAAGUACUAUCUACCCCUGUCUAGCCAUGGUCAGCACCCAACCCAAGUACUAUCUACCCCUGUCUAGCCAUGGUCAGCACCCAACCCAAGUACUAUCUAUCCAUGUCUAGCCAUGGACAGCACCCAACCCAAGUGCUACCAACCCCUGUCUAGACAUGGACAGCACCCAACCCAAGUGCUACCAACCCCUGUCUAGACAUGGACAGCACCCAACCCAAGUACUAUCUAUCCAUGUCUAGCCAUGGAGAUAAUUUUGCAUGAGUUUUACAUAAAUUUUACAUUCCGCUAGCUGAACAGAUACCCUGGAAUCUCCGAAAGCUGAUGAAGUGGAAAAUAAGUCCUAUCACUCCCUUGGUGGUAAAAACAGCUUUAUCCAGAAUAGGUUUUAGAGUGUCAAGAAGUAAGUAGAGAUCUAGUAAAAAACAACAACUAUUAUUCCAUUCAUACUUAAAUUAUUUUAAUUGACCAAGGCUGCUAAUUACAUAACCAAUUAUCAAUUUUUUUUGUGUGCAAAGCUUGACCUAUUUUGCGAUGUAUGAGGCUAUGUUACCAUAGAAUUUAGUAGCCACUGAAAACCAAAGAGUCUCUUUAGUUCUAGAGGAGAUUGGGUGUGCAUUUAAAAGCCUAUGGUGUGAACAUUAGCGUCUGAAAUUUUCAUUUCAUCUUUCUCAGAAAAUUAUGACUGGCUGGGAUGUUUUGGCAAACAUAUGAAAGCCCAGUGUUUCAAGCAAUUAAGAGAAUAUCAAAAGGUAAGUUGAAUUUUUAUAAAAACCUAAAGCAAAAAGUGGAUGUCACUAUCCAUCCCUUUAAAUAUGGACAAUUCGUUUGAUUUUGUUUUGAGUUGAUUGAAAAGUACUCUUCAGUGAAGAUGUUUUUCAAGUUCUUUGUUCUUUUUUUUGUGUUGCUCUGCAGUUGAAUCACUUUCCUGGCUCUUUCAACAUUGGACGUAAAGACAGACUUUGGCGUAGCUUAUCAAAGAUGCAGGCCCACUUUGGCAAACGGGAGUUUAAUUUCUUCCCACAAACUUUUGUACUGCCAAGUGAUUUGAAAUUGCUGAAAAGAACUUGGGAGGAAGGAAACUCCAAACAGAAAUGGAUAGUUAAGCCUGUAAGUGUAAGGUUGUUGCAUUAAAAAAAAACACUGAUCAUAAUCAAUAUUUGUAAUCAAAAUUGCUUACCAGUAUGUUAAAUUAACUGUUUUUGUAACUUUUUUUUUAAAAUUAAAAAGAAAGCUGAAUUAGGUUAAAAGCUUAACUUCCCAAUCAAUAUAAUUUCAACUGAUAAAACAAAAUGUAAAUCUUGAAACCUGUCCACCUUAUUUGAAACAUGAUACCGGGUAAUACUUAUGUUUUUAUUCAGCCUGCUUCUGCCAGAGGUAUUGGAAUUCGAGUCAUCAGCAAAUGGUCUCAAAUCCCUCGAAGAAAAGCAGUUGUUGUGCAGAAGUAAAUGUUUUUAUUUUUAUCACAUUUUACUAUUCGCUUUGAGUUAGUAUCUUAUUGAUAAAUAAAAUAUUUAAAAUCAAUUAAAAUUUAUCUUGUUAAAAUAAUAUUUCAUGAUGAUUUCAACCAUGUUAUUAAUUUAUAAAAUUUCAUUAUAUUUACCACAGAAAAUCUAAAUUUUCACACUAUAUUUAAAUGUAUAAUAUAACCAUACCUACCAUGGGCUACAGAUUUGGUGCAUACAAAUUUGAAUGGCUUGAAGGAUGUUUUACAUGGUUGUUAGAAGGAUAUUUUUUUAGGCCUAGGCAACUGGUAUUAUCAGUUUUAAGGACGCUCUAUAAAGGAAGUCUGAGUGCUGUGCAUAGCCCAAAUGGACUCUCUGAGUGCUAUGCAUAGCCCAAAUGGACUCUCUGAGUGGUGUGCAUAGUGCAAAUGGACUCUCUGAGUGGUGUGAAUAGCCCAAAUGGACUCUCUGAGUGGUUUUCAUAGUGCAAAUGGACUCUCUGAGUGGUGUGAAGUAAAAAUCUGGAGCCAGACAGGGAUGUAUUUUAUCACCGUUGCUGUUCAUAAUAUAUAUGGACAAAUCCAAAUGAUGCCAAUCUAAAUCCUGAGACAAAUGGACAUAACUAUCAGUGGUCAGCUGCUCUGUCAAGAGACAAAUGGACAUAACUAUCGGUCAGCUGCUCCGUCAAGAGACAAAUGGACAUAACUAUCAGUUGUCAGCUGCUCCGUCAAUGCCAAGAUCGUAAAUAUUAGCGAGUAUUUUUGCCACCUACUAAGACAUCCAAAAAUAAAGAUGGGAACUAAAGCCAGGCUAAUUAACGCUGUCUUAAUUUCAACCCUUGCAUAUUAGUGUCAGACCUGGGCUAUGAAUAAAAGUCUUGAGAGAAAAAUCUUCACCUGCCCUGCAAGAUGAGAUGUUUGAGGUGAGCCGCUGAUAAAAUGAAAUUUACCACAUUCUGAUUCAGAAAAUAAAACAGAUGGCGGUACCAUCCCAAUCAGCCAGUACAUGGCCCAACAGCAAAUUAAUUGGUUUGGCCUCAUGGUAGAGUGCAGCCUACAAGAAACUAAUAAUCUUUUUAAUUUUUUUAUACCAGAUUUUUAUUAUUAUUCUUUUAAUCUUUGUCAUUAUCAAUGAUGUAUUUUUAAUUACAUAAAGAAGUUCCAAUUGAAGAUGAUCUAUUUAUUGUAAAUGAAAUGAAAUAGAGGAAUUUUUCUUUGUAAAAACAUUUUUAUACACACAUGUUGCUUGAUUAAAAUAUAAAAAUAAAUUGCACUUACUUUUUUAAAAUGCUAAAUUAUAUGGUUUAUUCAAAAUUUAAUUUUGACUAUGAAAUUAAUAAUGCUAGGUUGACAUAUAAAUAUAUUUUAUUUGCUUUAUUACAAUUUCCUAAACCUUUAUCAAUAGGUAUAUUCACCGUCCAUUCCUCAUCAAUGGAAAUAAGUUUGACAUGAGAGUCUAUGUCUAUGUCAGCUCCUACGACCCUCUUAGACUUUAUGUUUAUGAUGAUGGACUUGCUCGUUUUGCUUCUUGCAAGUAAAGACCAUAGUUUAAAAUUGAAACCAAUUAAGAAACCACUUUACUUUUUGCUGUUGGUGUUAUAAUUAUAGCUUGUGUUAUUAUUUAAUACUAUUGUUGUUUUUUUAAAAUUUACACAGCAGCCUCAGUGUUUUGUAAUACUGUUAGAGGCACAUGAUAACAAUGAAGACUAACAAAAAUUAAUAAAAUCCUCAGAUAUUCUUCUUCUACAAAGUCAUUGAAUAACAGAUUUGUCCACUUGACUAACUACAGUGUGAACAAAAAGAACACAGAAUAUGUCAGUAAUUCUAAUCAGGAUGACAAUUUGUGCGAGGGACAUAAAUGGUAUGAACAAUUUAAUUCCAAAAUAAUAAACAAUAUUUCAACUAUUGAUUUAAUAAAUAUUUAAAACUAUUUUCAGAACAAAAACUAAAACAGACAUUUCAUAAACAAAAAUGUUGCCCUAUAGAAAAUGUCACACCUAGACUUAAAACGUAAUGCUAAAUUGCAUCAUGAUGUAUAUCAUAUUUUAAAAAGCUGAUUUCUCUAAAUAGUAAUUUGAUGAAAAUUCAGUUUAAGUGUUUUGAAUGAUUAAUUCCUAUAUGCUUGGAAAUAUUGGUCUGAUAUUAAUUGGUUUAAAACUUAGAUGAUGAAUCUGAUACGUUAAACUUACGGCAUUAUUCUGGUUGUGAAUCUGAUACGUUAAACUUACUGCAUUAUUCUUGUUGUGAAUCUGAUACGUUAAACUUACUGCAUUAUUCUGGUUGUGAAUCAGAGCACGUUUCAUUAUGCAUUUAAACUUGAUAUUAAGCAAAGGUAUUAUUAUAUAAGGAGUUACAAUACUCACAUAUUGACUUAUUACCAACAAGGAUACAACUGCCGGUAAUUAUUUUGAUUAUUAAUGUCACUCUGGUAUCGAUAAAUCAAGUUGUUGGUUGUUCUAGUUUUUUUUUAAAAGAGUCCAUUGUAUUCCAAAAUGGAAUGUUAGGGCUGGGCAGAUAACAUCUUAAAUCCAUAAACAAAAGCAAGAUAAAACAUGAAAGCUUAAUUCGAAUUUCAGGCAGAAAAAAAGUAAUAAAAAUAAUUGCAAACAGCACAGACAUGGUAAUGUUAAGAAGAAAAGCCACGGCGCCCACGGAGAAGUAAAUAAUUUUACUUAUUUUGGAAAUAUAGUUUUUGAGAAUGGUGGAUUAGAGGCAAAUAUUAAGGCAAGAAUGCUCAAGGCAAGAGUAAAGUUUGCCGCACUAAAAAUAGUAAGGAGUAAUACAAAAUAUAGAAUUUUAAACUUAAAGGACAGUCAGAUCUGUUGUAUGGUUUAUUUCUGUUAUUAUACUAAUAAUAGUUUAGGAAACCCAGAUCUGUGCCCAUAUUUGGGAAAUUUAUUUGAAUUAUAUCACUCUCAGUGAUGAUGAAACAGGUAAACUACAUACAAGUAAAAAAAAACAAGUGUCUUAACUUUUUAAUUACAUUUGACAUUAUGGAAUCACACGAUUACAAUAAACUGCAGAAAACUUUGUAAAUUAAAUGAUUAUUGACUUAAAAUUGCUAUUAUUGGAUUUGAAAUUUAUAGAUUAAUAAAAACCUUGAUUAAAAUUUAAAAUUCUGUGGCUUUGUUUCCAGAAGUUUGUUUUUGUAGUUUGUAAAUUAUGCAUUUUUUCAUCUACGGAAUGUUACUAACAAGUAAUCCUUUAUUUUAUACAUAGGAGUUUGAAGGCACUGUGGGCAUACAUGAAAAAACAAGGCAUCAACACAGCUGUUAUUUGGGCCAGUAUUAGAGAUCUGAUUAUCAAGACCAUCAUAAGGUGCAUAUAUCUUUGAUGUUAAACUCAGCACUAAAAUUAACAUUAAAAAUACUUUUUUUUUUAAAUUACUCAAAAAAAAAAAAAAAAAUAAAAAACCCGAAAACAAUUUUAUUUGAAUUUAUCAGAAAAAUUGUUGCAAGUAAGUCACAGUAUAUGCAAGAAAACAUUCCAUGUAACUUAACAUUUAUAUUUUCAGUGGCGACUCAUCUAUCAAUAGUAUGACAAAAGCUAAUGUUCGCAGUCGCUACUCCUGCCAUGAGCUGUUUGGUUUUGAUAUUUUGUUGGAUGAGAAAUUAAAACCCUGGAUACUGGAAGUUAACAUCUCCCCAAGGUAAACCAACUAAUGUUGCUCUUUUGUCUUCACAAUCAACUUUAGGGGAACUCAUGUGCAAUCUUUAUAAAGUUAUGAAAAAGUAAAUGACUAUUUGAAUCAGAAAAAAAUUGCUCCAAACAUCAAAGUGUUAUACUUUUUUGGAACUGGAAAAAUAUGAAGAUCAAUAUAAUAAUAUGAAAGUUAUACUUGAAUUAACUUUUAAAAUAUCAAAUGGUCCCAAAAUGGCCAAUGAGAAAGAAUAAUAAUUUGGAAAUUAGUUAACUAAUUCUUAGAAACUUUUAUAAUAUUUUGGUAACAUCUCAUUUUAGAAAGCCAAUUGAACAUAUUUUUAAAUGUAAGAUAUUGAAGGUGUAAACUAUUUAGCGUGUUAAAACAUUACACCAUCUACCAAUUUUUGAAAAUUUAGUUUGCACUCAAACUCGCCAUUGGACAUAGCCGUUAAAGGGGGCAUGAUAAAGGAUAUGAUGAACAUAGCUGGCUAUAGACUACCUGAUGAUAGAGAUAUUCGACUGAGUAGCGUCUCUACUGCAGACACCAGGUUGGUCUGGUCUCAAUGCUAGUUUAUAUAAUAGUCUUAUUAUUAGAAAACACAAAUGACCAAGAAAAAAGCUACCGUUAAGUUGUGUAAUUCAUUAUUUGUCUAAAAUCAAAGGAUAUUAUUAUAAUGAAUUAUGCAUUAGUUUACUAUCCGAUAGCUUAAGACAUACUACAAAGUCAAGUUUCACAAUUAUACAAUUCACAAAAUCACCACACUUUUAUCAAAACAAUCAAGUAAAUUAUUUUGUUUACAUGCUUUUUAAUAAAUAAAAUGAGACAGAUUUGUUUUAAUCGAUAAUAUAGUUAGAGCAAAAUAUUGAGAAUCAUAGAAUAGGUCUACUAAUUAUUUUAAACAAAAAUCUUUUUACCCAGUUUUAAUCAAUUAGAACACUGAAAUUUUUUCUGUAUAAAUCAAUUAUGUGAUGCCAAGUGGGAGGAUCAAACUAAAAUGUGUUUUUCAGUGAUGGAUUUUUCCCCUAAAAAUAGAACUAAAAGUUAGACAGUUUAGUUGGAAUUAGAAAAUUUUUAGUCUAAAAUUAAAAAAUUAUCCGACUGUUUUAUAUUUUAUAAAUUUUCUUCACUUAUGAUAUUCUUAGUUGCUACAGCCCACCAAACAAGUUCUGCAUGGACAAAAGACUGUUUACUAAUCAAAUUUCACCUGAUGAACGUGGAAAACAUGCUUAUUUUUGUCAGAAACACCAAGAUGAGGUAAUUAUAAAAAUGGUGGAACGAUUUAAAAAUAGACAUUAGUUUACAUCCUUUUUUCAAAUGGCAUUUUAAGAAGACUAUUUAUAGUACCAACUAAUUACAUAGCUCUCUAAAAGAAAAUCAUUAAGAAAAAAUCAUUUUCUUUUCUAAAAAUAUCACAUGUUAAAAAACCGCCUUUCCAAUCCUUUACAUUAAAACUAUGUUAUAGAUUUAAUUAUAAAAUAAUGCUUAGUUUGUAACACAUACUGACUUAAAGAAAUUUUUUUUAAACAUUCUAAAGAUAUUGUAGUUAUUAAAAACUACUAUUUUUUUCUUUAAAAAUUCUGAAUAAAUCUAUUUAUAAAACUCUUUCUUAUAUAAAUGACAACAGUAAUAAGAUUAUUUCAUUAAUGUCUUUCUCAGCAAAGAUAUCUUGAUUUGGUAUCAAUAAAAAAAAACCAAGUUGUUGAAGCUUUUGUACUGAAACGACAUUUAGUGUGUAAUUGAUGUUUUGUAUUAAUGUUUCUGCCAGUUUAGAAUUUUUGUUAUAAAAAGAGAUUGUUAUUAUCUCAGAGUUUCAUUUUGUUUUCUGUUAUGAAUCUCUACUUAUCAACAACUUUAUUUUUAAAGUCUGUUUUUUUAAACUUAUAUUAUUUAAAUUAAAUGAAUUUAGCAAUAAAAAUUACUGUAAUUGGUUUCUUAAAUUUUCAUUCAAGACUUGAUUUUUAUUUCAUUAUUUACCUAAACAGUUUUAAAAAGCAUAAUUCAUUAGAAUAAUUUUAAUUUCAGAUUUUGUUUCAGAACUCCUUAAUUUAAGAGAGCUGAAGUUUUAUAAAGCUGUUUUAUUUUUAUAACUUAAAUUUGUAAUGCAGGAAUACCCCACUUUUAAAUACAUGAUCAAUAUGUGCUUUGCUAUUGUUGUCAUUUUUUUUCCCUUCAUAUUCAAAUUUUUUGUUUCUUUACACUUUUGCUCCACUUGGGAUGUGAUCAUGAGCAUGACAGGCUUACACUUUUCCAGUGCCAUUGUGUUAACAGUAGCUUGUCAUUUUGCCCCCUUUAUUCUUUCAAAUCUAAAUGAAGCUUUAGUUCACUGUAUUAGUGUGUUAUUCCUGCACUGAAAUGCCUGAAAAAUUGUACAUACUUUAUGAACUAGUAGAUACUUUAUCUUUCCUAUACUAGUUAAACAUAGUGGUAUUACUUAAAACAAUUUAUCUAGAAAAAUGUGAAUUCUUGAACAGGAAAUCAUGCAGUCCAUCCUAGACACUCUCACACCUGGUGAUAUUCGACACUUGUGUGAGAGCAUUGAUGAGGAUAGCCGAAAGGGAAAUUUUCAACGGCUUUUUCCAACUCCUCAAACGCAUCGCUACUUGCGAUUCUUUGAACAGCCUCGCUACUACAACCUCCUUCUUGAUCAAUGGGUGUUACGCUACAACCACAUGGAACAGAAAGGUAGCACUUAAUUGCUCUUAAUAAAUAAGAGAUAGUUUUUUUCUGGUGUCUUGAUUUGGAUUUAUAGUUCUUUACUCUUGAAUCACAUGAAAGUAAAAUGAACAAAAGGCAUUCUAAAUGUUAGUUGAAUUUUUAAAAGAUUUUCAUCCGUUUAUCAUUCUCUGCCACAACUACAGUACUAUUUUUAUGUAGUUCUUUGAAAAUAUUUGUUAAUUCAUACAAUUUUGAAAGAAAAAAAAAGACUGGUCAAGUCACUCAAGUUCAUGCAACUAAAUAAAGAUUAAUUCUGUAUCACAUUCCAUACCAUUUCUGCAGGUAUUAUGUUACUCCAGUCAUUAUGUGAAUCAAACAUUCAUCUAGAUAACCCAACUUCUAAUCCAAGACACCAGGUAAAAUUCAAUUGUCUGUUAAGUUUCUUGUAAUGAUAUGUUAAGCAUGAGUCAUGCUCAUCAUAUGUUCCUGAUAUUUUUUUUUGUUUAUUUUUGUUAUUGCUCAUUUCUGUAUGGGUUUAAUAGAAAUGUAUUUUUCCAUUUCUUUUCACACUUUCCAUAAUUAAACUUUUGCAUAUUUUUGCUGAUCAUCAUAAAAACUUUUUUCUUGCAUUAAAUUCUAGUGGACUGCCCCUCAUUCCCAUGCUACUGUCAGUAUUAAAUCUCCUGACAUGAAGAGCGUGGCCCAACAAACUGCUGCCAGAACAAGGUAAAACACAUUUAUUGAUACUUCACACAAAAAUAUAUUCUUACCUACUAACAUUUAAGGUAGACCUGCAGUACUAUUAGUAUUUACACUUCUGUGCAAGAAUUUAUUUUCAAAAAGCCUUUAAAACAUUUUUUUCCAAGCUGCUGUGCCUACAUAACUUUUUUUAGUGAGUGGAGGCAAUUUUCAAAAAUGUUAAUUGAUCAAAUCGAUAUCUAUCCUAUAAUAAUAUAAAUAAUUAGCUUACAUCUGCCAUGGCAGUAUGAAACUGGUUUUACAUAGUUGCACCCUAAGGGUGUACCGAAUAAAACUGAAAUAUAUGCACCAAGUUUUAUUGCACCUAUCCACAUAAGUAACAUUAAUUAUCCUUAAAAUUUUAAAUAAGAAAUUCAAAAGUAUUUCCCAUAUUUCCUCCAAUAAAUCUUUUACAACAUUGAAUUCCCAUAUUACAACAGUUGACUGCUAUAUUGGGGUGGGAGGGCUAGUGGGUGGUAAGGAGGUUGGGAUGAGGCAGAUUAUUAGACAUUGGCUGAACUCAUUAAAUUGCCUGGCGUUUGAUUUAAUCGCAACAUGUUUUCAAUGAGAUCAGUUUCCAGUUGUAAAUCAACAUGAUCUCCUUUGGAUUUUCACAUACUAAUAAAGUCUGUCCUUUUAAUCUUUCAGUGAUUAAUCUGACAAAACAGAAAUAAUAACUGAUGAGUGCCAGUAAUUUAUCAAUUGUUUAGAAUCAUUUUAUAUAAUUUUCUAUAGCAAUUUUAUAAAAUUAAACAGUUUGAAAUCAGUCUACUUUGUUUUGUUUCAUUUCUUUUGUAUAACUUGACAUUUUAAUUUUAAUUAUUUUUUAUAUAGUUACAUUUAGACAUAAAUAAUUAUUUCUUUUAUGAUUGUAGACAUCCUAAGACAGGAAUAAAAUCAGCAUCAGCAAACUCAUUAUCUGAUGAUCAAAUGCUGAUCUGUAAGCUAUGUAUUGAAAGAUGAAGUAACAAACAUGUUUAGAUUUAGUUGCAGUUACUGGCAUUAUUUUAUUAUUGGUUGUUGUUUUAGAUUUUUUUUCUGGUCAGUUGUUUUUUUAUUUCUUAAUUUAUCACCAACUUGCAUGUUUAUAGUUCUUUAAUUUGUUGCAUUUUGCAGUGGAUUACUUUUUUUGGUGACAAUCUUAUUUUAAAUAUUUUUUUUUUUAUAUGAAUAGCAUAGAUAAAUCAUGAUUUAUGUGUUACUUACAUUCUAGAUUUUGUUAUCUUCUAAUUGUUGCCUGACUUUCCCUGCUUUAUUUAGGGCUGUGAAGUUGUGGAAAAACAAUUAGCUCAAGAAAAAUAUAUAGCAGUACAUUGUUUAGUGUUUAUUUCCAGUGUAGUAGUUUGAAAAUACACUGAAGUACGAUAUAGACAAAUCGAUUCUCUUAAAACAUCUUUCUAUUUCAAAACUAGGAUUAGAGAGUGUUUGGACUUUCAAAUUGAAUACUAGAAUUAGAAAAUAUUUACUAAUUUUAUUUGUAAAGAACAGUCCUAGCUCUAACUUCACAGUCCCGAUUAUAUUGAACAAAAAUAUGUUUUCAUUGAAUAAUUAGUUGAUUUUGAUUUGCCAACAAAAAUAUAAAAAAACAAAAAUAAUGAAUCUAAUUGCUCUUGAAAUAGAAUUCAGUCUUUUAUUGUUGUUAUCAUUAAAAAAUCUAGUUUACAUAUUAUAAUUAGCAGUUGAUUUAAUUAAUAAUGAAUUAAAAUUUAUGAGACCAUAAUUAAAAGUACAAGUUAGAAUCCUAACUGGGACCAUAAACAAAUGGUAAACUUGCAACAGCUUUAGUGAUUACUAUUCCCCACUCAUACGUCAACCCCCCCACCCCUUUUUCCAACCUGAUUCCUUUUUAAAAAAAUACAUAAAUAGAUAAAAUAUAUUUAAUAAUCACCCCUCCAAGCUGUGAAUGUUAAAAUGCAACUUGGAGGUCCUCUUACUUCAGUGCACUGAGUUCAUUCCUUUGCUGGAUCUCUCAAAUUUAUUUAUGUCUUUUUUGCUCAAGUGAAGUUGAAGCAGGGGUUUGAGACUGUUUACCAUUAUUUGUAGUGUUGGGAUGGGCAUUUUGUUUAAAUUUUACAAGACCGAAUGGGGAUAAACAAAUGCAUUAUCUGAAGUCAGCAAAUUUAAAUUUAUUUUUCCUUUAGACAAACUUUCUUUACUGUAAUUUUUUUUUUUUUUUAGUGGAUCUGUAGCAGCUUUACCCAGAUUAGUAACAAAGAAAUUCACCACCAAAUCUGGGCAGAGCUUGUCAC
Molecule: messenger RNA, 15576 nt
Organism: Lymnaea stagnalis (great pond snail)
Lineage: Eukaryota; Metazoa; Mollusca; Gastropoda; Lymnaeidae
Source: the annotation of a GenBank genome assembly